AAAGAAAAACCUUUACCUUCUCUGAUCUCUUUCAUUCAAAAAGCUGGGUUUUUUGCAGACACCCAAAUUCCAUAACCUUGUUUUUCGCUUGGUUUUUGCAGUGAAGUUGAUGUUUUUGAAUCACAGAGAAGAAAUUAAGAGUAGCUCUCAAUUUCCAUAUGUUGUAUGGUCGGAGGUAUCGUGAUCCGAGGCUAACCGAUGAUAAAACAUGAAACUCGAUAAUGAACAAGCGAUUCGCCAUUCAACUAUAGUAGGAUAUAAUAGUGACUCGAAGCCUUAUUCCUUGGUAUCUUUUGAGAACAAAGCAAAGCCUUUGGAUUCCACUGGACUGAGCGUAGAUGAAAUCGUGAAAGAAAAUCGGAAUGGAACCGUGCCUGAUGAAAAGGGUGAUGGUCGGGAUUCAGAUUUCUCACGAUAUUCGGAGAAUACACAGGAUGAAUUGACAGCAUCGGAACUCGACUGCUUUAACAGUGCACAUGACUUUGCCAAUGGUAAUGAAAAGGAGGUCAGAGAUUUUGUGACACCGAAUUCUCAUUCUUCGGAGAAUAAGGAUUCGUUUCAGGACUCGUUUUUUUAUUUCGACAAAAGUGUAAUGGAAUGUCAAUUGCCUGGAUUGGUAGUUUGUUAUAAUGAGAGCACAUAUCAUGUUGUCAAGGACAUUUGUAUUGAUGAUGGAGUUCCGACACAAGGUAAGUUCUUGUUUGACACUGGUGUGAUUGAGAAGAGUGGCUGCUACUUUCCGCAAUCCGAAAACAAUCAAGAUAGUAAACUGAUGAAAGAGAGGUCGGAGAUCGAUAUGCCCAUGCAAGAUGUUUCCUUCUCUCCGGAAGGAAAUCAGUCUGGGAAAGACAUCAACAAUGAUUGUGGCUCUAAUAAAAAGCAGGAUACCGGCACACGUAUGCAAGAUGUUCCCGUAUCUCUUGAAGAAAACGAGUCUAACGAGGGGAUUCCGAAUCAAUCUGAUUCUAAGGAUUUGACGAUGACAAUGGAAAUGAAGGAUGGUGAGACGAAAAUGAUCACGGAUGAUGUCUUGAAAGAGUUGUUUACCCAAGGAGAUAUACUUUUGAUGCCUGAAUCAACCACGGUGAAACCCGAAGCCAUUUCUACAAAUCGUGUAAGUGAUGGAAUGGAACAACAGUCCUUCAAGAACGAGAGUAAAAAAGAAGUCAUAAUUGUUUCUGCGGUUGAAGAAUCGAACAAUCCAAGCGAAGAGUCAAGUCUUUCAGCUCCUGCUUUGGUCUCUGCUGCCGAAGAAUCCAACUGCGGGAAAACGGAUGCUAUGCCGAUCAGUCCUGCUCGGGCGUGUGCUUCAGAGGAAGCAUCCAGGAGCAGCCUUGUCAAGCAAGUAUCUGAUGAUAACAACCUGGAAACUGGAACCAUCACAUCCGACUCCGGUUCUUCUGCACCAACAACCAGCAAAGAUGAUCGUGAACCUCUCAAGACCGGAAGAGCUCCCGAAGAUGCAGCUGAUCCGCCUUUUUCAAACUAUCUCCAACACGGAUACGGAGAGUCUAGUUUCUCUGCAGCAGGGCCUGUAACAGGUCUAGUAAGUUACUCUGGCCCGAUAGCAUAUUCAGGCAACCUCUCCCAUAGAUCGGACAGCAGCACGACAAGCACUCGCUCUUUCGCCUUCCCCAUAUUGCAGUCCGAAUGGAAUAGCAGUCCAGUACGAAUGGUGAAAGCCGACCGGAGACAAUAUCGGAAGCACCGCGGUUGGAGGCAUAGCUUUCUUUGCUGUAAAUUCUGAAAAGAAGAGGAAAAUAAAGUUCAAUACCAUCCUUAGGUUAUAUACAAAUAUAUUAUUUUUGCUUAUCAAAGUUAUAUACAAUAAAUCAUCCCCUUUUACCUCGCUUGG
Messenger RNA from Hibiscus syriacus, 1855 nucleotides. RefSeq lists its product as uncharacterized. Bases 209 to 1747 code for a protein of 512 amino acids. Gene Ontology annotation, biological process: regulation of asymmetric cell division. NCBI's taxonomy places the organism in Eukaryota, Viridiplantae, Streptophyta, Magnoliopsida, Malvales, Malvaceae. The transcript is spliced from 5 exons. The record is from RefSeq and is a predicted model, not a curated record.